This is a messenger RNA of Salvia miltiorrhiza (redroot sage), 752 nucleotides long. Its product is annotated as ethylene-responsive transcription factor 1B-like. The coding region runs from base 192 to 647 and encodes 151 amino acids. Lineage: Eukaryota; Viridiplantae; Streptophyta; Magnoliopsida; Lamiales; Lamiaceae. The record is from RefSeq and is a predicted model, not a curated record. The transcript has a single exon. Gene Ontology annotation, biological process: regulation of DNA-templated transcription; ethylene-activated signaling pathway. Gene Ontology annotation, molecular function: DNA-binding transcription factor activity; DNA binding.
GUCCUCGAUCAAAUUUAAAAUCAAAUUGGCUCUCAUUUUACAAUAACAAAAAAAAAUCUAAUAUCAUUCCUCUCUCUUCUUCCCCACCACCAGCCUCGUGUUUUCUCUGUCUUUUAUGUCAUAAAAAGGCUACACAAUUUCUACACAAAAACAUGAAUUCAUAAAAAAUUUAUAAAAAAAAGAAAAAGAAGAUGGAUUCUCCACCUCCACAAAACGGCAAAACUCUAAUUUUGCAGGACAGUAGAGACAAACAUUACAUCGGUGUAAGAAAACGGCCGUGGGGGAAGUUCGCGGCAGAAAUAAGGGAUUCGACGAGGCGCGGAGCUAGGGUUUGGCUGGGAACAUUCGCCACUGCGGAGGCGGCGGCGCUGGCCUACGAUCAAGCUGCAUUCGCAACGCGGGGGGCGUCGGCCUCCCUCAACUUCCCGCCGGAGCAAGUGGUGGAGUCGCUGCAGAAGAUGAACUACAGAUGCAAGGACGGCUCUUCGCCUGCUAAAACCCUAAAAGAGUCAUACAAGAAACCUGGUAGGAGUUGUAAGAAAAAGAUUAUCAAGGAAGAAGAGGAUGAUGAUGAUGUAGUUGUUCUUGAAGAUUUAGGGUCUGAUUUGUUGGAAGAGCUCUUGUCUAAAAAUUCAGAUUCCUGGUAAUUCUACGUUUUCUAAUUCUCCAUAUAUAUCAGCUUUCGAAAUAUAUAAUUAAAUCGUGUAUUUAUGGAUAUGGGAGAAGUUUAAUUUAUAUUAACCCUUGAAUCA